Messenger RNA from Sinocyclocheilus rhinocerous, 1328 nucleotides. RefSeq names its product CKLF-like MARVEL transmembrane domain-containing protein 7. Lineage: Eukaryota; Metazoa; Chordata; Actinopteri; Cypriniformes; Cyprinidae. The transcript has 5 exons. The record is from RefSeq and is a predicted model, not a curated record. Gene Ontology annotation, cellular component: membrane. Bases 127 to 615 code for a protein of 162 amino acids.
AUAUCCCGUGGAAAGUCACACCCUGUUGUAGUUGACGCUUCUCCUGACUCAACUGCUGGUUCAAUGUGAGCGGUUUUAAAUAAAUAUUAUCUUAAUUGUAAAGUUCCUCAAAUAUUAUAUACCAGAAUGCCUCACACUGUUGUUACUACUACAACCACAACAACAACAUCCACCUCGGAUGGAGGAUUUUGCAACACCGGUUAUGCGCGUUCAUUUCAAGGAUUACUGAAAAUCGGCCAAGUGGUGAUCCUCCUGAUCGCUUUACUUUGUGUGCACUAUGAGCAUCGGCGGAUUGAAUACUCUGCCUUCCACUACUUUGAGGUGGUCACUGCAUGGUUUCUCAUCGUCUUCUCAAUCUUCUUCCUCAUGCAUUUGUUUCGACUUCAAAGCAAAAUCACAUGCAUCAACUGGACAUUGACGGAGUUUUUACAUUAUGCUGUGGGAGGAAUCCUGGUCUUUAUCGCCUCAAUAGUUGUAGCUGUGAAGAGUUAUGGGGUCUCAGCUUUGAUCGCUGGAUCUGUGUUUGGCUUUAUAGCUACUUUUCUUAUUGCGAUCAGCAUAUGGACUUCUUAUAAGGUCACAUGUGGCUCUCAACCAACUGGUGCUGCAGUGUAACUGGAUGGAAGAAACUUGUCUUAUCAGCUGGAAGUAGCAAGAAAAAUUCUCAGUUUGUUCUGGAGAGAUGAUGAGUUCUUUAAAGACAUUAAAGGAACAUUUUUGGUUGUUUUUGAAGGUGCUGUAUAUGCUUCAAGAGUGGAUUUCUUCAUCAAAACUUGAGUGCCUCAGUCAACUUAAUCGGCUGGGAUCAAACUCAGAAUUUUUCAGGAGUAAGACUGGUUUAUUAUAAGAGUGGAGUUUUGGUAUAUUUGUCAACAGUGUCUGAAACUAAAAAUGGCCAUUUAUUCAAGAUAAUUUUUACAUUAUUUAUUUGACAGUAUAUUGCGUGAUGCGGAUUUGAUUCAGUGCCUGUGAUCAAAGAAUAUUUUGGUUUAAAAAUGAGAUGUUCAAGAAGAACUGAUGCUGACCCACAGUAUUAUUAUUACAGGAGUUGAAGUGAAUUUUUGCUUUUCCCAGUAUCUCUACAUAUGAUAUUAUGAUAUGCAACUGUAAAGUUUGAAGAAUGUAUUUUUGGCUUUCUAAAUGUAAGUCCCUUUGUUUUAUAUACACUGUGAUAAAAAGAAAAAGUCUCCUUAUGUUGUGUAUAUUGUGUUGCGUCUUCAUUGAUUCAAAAUCAGAAUUUGAAUCAGAACAAGACUUUUACUCUUUCCAAAUUUUCCAAACAUUCCAAACCUGUAUGACAUGCUUUCUUCUGUGGAACCCAAAAGAGG